This is a messenger RNA of Drepanopeziza brunnea f. sp. 'multigermtubi' MB_m1, 441 nucleotides long. NCBI's taxonomy places the organism in Eukaryota, Fungi, Ascomycota, Leotiomycetes, Helotiales, Drepanopezizaceae. The record is from RefSeq and is a predicted model, not a curated record.
AUGCCUGGAGUUUCGCAAGAGUUGUUGGAAAGCUCGACAUGGUCGUCGUCUGCAGCGGAUGGAGAUUGUCACAAAGGCAACGCAGUACGAGUCUUAGGUAUCAGUCGAACGAACAUACCUGAAUGCUUCAAGAUUAUCGAGCACACUCACGGCUCCGGUAUAGUAACGCCUGCAGCACUUGGACAACAACUCGCACUCGACUCAUUCUUAAACAGACAGAAACCUCCGAGCCGUGCCGUCUUUUGGACUCACUUGGCUGAAGCGGUCGACAGACAAGAAAAGGAAGGAGAUUCGGAGAAAGCAGCAGCAGCAGCAGCAGCAGCUGAUGAACGAACGAACAUCUUGGCUGCGCUGGAGUUUGCCCAGGUUGAAGCUGCAGCAGGUGGAAAUAAAUUUGCGGUGCGGCUUAACGGAUCCCCAAGGCUUGGGGCUCUCGUAUGA